UAAACGUUUCGAGUUCUAACUUAAAAAUUUGAAUAUUUUUGCUAUUAAUGAAUGAACGUAUUGGAAUUGCAUCACCAUUACAUAAUAAUUUAUUUAAUUUCUUGCAGUAAUAUCUAAUAAAGGAUCGAUGGGGAGACCGCCAUGCUGCGAUAAAUCAAAUGUAAAACGAGGACUUUGGACAGCAGAAGAAGAUGCUAAAAUACUUGCUUAUGUUUCUAAUUUUGGCAUUGGCAACUGGACUUUGGUUCCUAAAAAAGCAGUAAAUGCAGGACUGAACAGAUGUGGAAAGAGUUGUAGGCUAAGAUGGACUAAUUACUUGAGGCCUGAUUUAAACCAUGAUCAUUUCACUCCUCAUGAAGAAGACCUUAUUAUUAACCUCCAUAAAGCUAUAGGGAGCAGGUGGUCCUUGAUAGCCAAGCAACUUCCAGGAAGAACAGACAAUGAUGUGAAGAAUUACUGGAACACUAAACUCAGAAAAAAACUUUCCAAAUUAGGAAUUGAUCCUGUUACUCAUAAACCCUUCUCUCAAAUCCUUUCCGAUUAUGGAAACAUCAGUAAAUCCCCACUCAACAAAUCAUCCUUAAACAACAACAACAACCUCAUAAUCUCCAAACUUCCAGAACCUUCUUCUUCUCCUGUCUUAACAAACCCUAAUUCGGAGCAAGUUCAAGAUAAUCAUCAUCAUCAUGCAUGGGAUUUUGAGUUUAUUACACCACAGUUUACUCAUAAUCAGUUCACUAACCAAGACAUAAUCAUGCACUCUCAUUUCUUUAAUGAAGUCGCGUCUUCUUCUUCGUCUUCCUCGUCUUCCACUCCGAAAGGUUAUUCGGCCUGUCAGCAGCAAUCGCAGCCUCCUCCUCCGUGUUUAUGGAGUGAUUAUCUUGUUAGUACUGAUCCGCCAUUGAUGUCUGCAGAUUUUCAGCAAGAUCGUGAGGCGAAAAAGAGUGAAAUAUUAUCACAUGAAGGUGUUGGAGUGUAUGAUUAUGGAGGAACGAUAAUUCAAGAAAAUACAGGAUGGUCUGCAAGUUCUUUUGUGGAUUGUAUUCUUGAUAAGGACAGGGAAAUGCGUUCCGAAUUUCCGGAAAUUUUGGAUUCUGCAUUUGAUUACUAAGAAAUUUAAUUACUAGUUGUUCUUGAUGUAGCAGACUUUUAUUACAAUUUAUGUUUUGGUUUGAAGACAUAUAAUAUUAUGUCAAGCAUUUGCUUUACCUUAUUAAGAUUAUUAUGGUAUAAGCGCUAAGUACGUGGGUUCAAUUCCCCCCGUAAGCGCUCCCUUUUUCUAAUUAUCAGAGUAAAUAUAAACAAGUGUGAAAUAAAAUUAGAAGGAAGGGU
Molecule: messenger RNA, 1332 nt
Organism: Mercurialis annua (annual mercury)
Lineage: Eukaryota; Viridiplantae; Streptophyta; Magnoliopsida; Malpighiales; Euphorbiaceae
Product: transcription factor MYB35
Exons: 3
Coding region: 128-1111 (327 amino acids)
Source: RefSeq, a predicted model, not a curated record